UUGCUAACUGAUGAAGGUGAUGGAGAUAAAUGAUCCAAAACACGACUUGACUCGUCAGAACAGCAGGCGAGCCCGUUCAAAUGAUUGACAACCAUUCUGGCCAAUCAGAUGCAGAACGGGUUAUGCUCCUCCAAUCAAAACUCCUGCUCUGCAAGAGGUAGGUUGUAUCCAACUGAGGAAAAUGUUCUGUUGUGUGUUGAGUCACCGGGAAAAUCGUUACGCGAUCGAGAAAGUCGACGCUCACCGGGAACAGUCAGAUUUGUUCAAACGGGCUUAUAGUAGUUACAAUAUUCAGAUAUUCUUCUUAACGGGGUUGAAAUGUUACAUUUUCGGUCAGCGGUAGCGCUCAAGGAGAUAUUCCAAAGCCAGCUGAAGCGUCCGUUGACAAGUACAGUCCGUGGUGUGAAAGCGGCAUCCGCACCCGCCGCCAGUUUGGAUGGAAGGUCGCCAGCCAGAGGGAGGGCGUUUGCGGGAUGGAGAGCACCGCAGGACUUCACCAGAGGCUUAUGCACCAAGGGCGACGACCAGCCUGACGCCGCCAAGGACGCUUCCGUGGAGAAGAGGAAGGCCGGUAUCCUGCCCAGUCUGGAGGACCUGCUCUUUUACACUAUUGCUGAGGGCCAAGAGAAAAUCCCGGCACAUAAAUUCACCACAGCUCUUAAAGCCACUGGCCUUCGCACAGGAGACCCGCGACUGAAGGAAUGUAUGGAGAUGCUGAAGGUGACCUUGAAGGAGACCUCUGAUGGAGCGCUGGACCGACAUCUUUUCAAAAAAUGUGUCCAGAGCAACAUUGUUCUGCUCACCCAGGCGUUCAGAAAGAAGUUUGUCAUCCCAGACUUCCAGCCCUUCUGCGCCCACAUCGACGACCUCUAUGAAAAUGGCAAAAAUCUGUCUGGAGGGCAGGUGGCAGACUACAUCCCCCAGCUGGCCCGCUUCAGCCCAGACCUGUGGGGCGUCGCCCUGUGCACCGUGGAUGGACAGAGGCACACUGUGGGCGACACCAAGGUUCCUUUCUGUCUGCAGUCAUGCGUUAAGCCACUGAAAUACGCCAUCGCCAUUCACGACCACGGCAUGGAGUAUGUGCACCGCUUCAUCGGUAAAGAGCCCAGUGGCCUGCGAUUCAACAAGCUCUUCCUGAACGAGGAAGAUAAACCACACAACCCCAUGGUUAAUGCUGGCGCUAUCGUCUGUACCUCCCUCAUUAAGCAAGGGGCAAGCAACGCCGAGAAAUUUGAUUAUGUCAUAAACUUUAUGAACAAACUGGCAGGAAAUGAGUACGUGGGCUUCAGCAACGCCACUUUCCAGUCGGAGCGCGAGUCUGGAGACAGAAACUUUGCCAUUGGCUACUACCUGAAGGAGAAGAAGUGUUUUCCAGAGGGGACAGACAUGACCUCUAUCCUCGACUUCUACUUCCAGUUGUGCUCCAUUGAGGUGACCUGUGAGAGCGCCAGUGUCAUGGCGGCAACUCUGGCCAAUGGCGGCUUCUGUCCGAUCACAGGAGACCGUGUGCUGAGCCCCGAGGCGGUGCGAAACACUCUGAGUCUGAUGCAUUCCUGUGGCAUGUACGACUUCUCCGGGCAGUUUGCGUUCCACGUCGGUCUACCGGCAAAAUCUGGUGUCGCUGGUGGAAUUCUGCUGGUUGUUCCAAACGUGAUGGGCAUCAUGUGUUGGUCUCCGCCUCUCGACAAGCUGGGUAACAGUGUCAGAGGCAUCCAGUUCUGCACGGACUUGGUUUCUCUCUUUAACUUCCACAACUAUGAUAAUCUGAGGCACUUUGCUAAGAAACAUGAUCCUCGCAGGGAAGGAGGAGACCAGAGGGUGAAGUCAGUGAUCAAUCUGCUGUUUGCUGCUUACACAGGAGACGUCUCAGCGCUGAGGAGGUUUGCACUGUCCUCCAUGGACAUGGAGCAGAGGGACUAUGACUCCAGGACGGCUCUGCAUGUGGCAGCGGCUGAAGGACACACUGAGGUGGUGCGUUUCCUGCUGGAGGCCUGUAAGGUCAACCCAGUUCCCAAAGACAGGUGGGGCAACACGCCCUUGGACGAGGCGAUCCAUUUUGGCCACCACGACGUGGUCACCAUCCUUCGUGAUUACCACAACCAGUACAGCCCUCAGGACAGCCCUGCCAACCAGCAGAACGCAGAGAAGAACCUGGACGGCAUGCUCUGAUGGAAGGACGGCGAGCCGGACGGUGGUGAGCUCUGGAAGAGAAAUGACCCUGGAGGGUGUUCUUGGAGAGGGAGAGAGAAAUCACUUUGUGCUCGAGAAAAACAUCUUAAAUCGAGAUCAGAGAGGUCUGAAAGAAAACCUGAUAAACAACCGCAGUAGACAACGGUUAACAAACCCAACAAUAAACUGUACAGUGUAGAAACAAAGAUAGAUAAAAUAAUGUCUUAACAGUCUCCUUAAACACAAGGCAGUGUAAAACCUCCUCUUCAUGUUGUUACUAUGUGUUGUUUUUGUACUAUAAUACAGUAUGUACUAUACCUUGAGUGGGGAAGUAUUUGUAGAAAGUCACCAGUUGAAUGCUGGGCAAAUUCAGCUGAGGCUGGAAACAACACCAACCUCCACCUUAAAGGUUGUCUUUAUUCUGAAGAGCUGACACAGGAAGCAGCAGGUGUCACAGACGGUUUUGUGCUCCACUUAAACUUCAUGGUCACAGCAGGGUGGAAUAUAUCUUCCCCAAACACUUUGUGUGUGUGGGUGUGUGAUUUAUUAACCUAUUUAAGAUCAACUGUACAGUGUGUAGUGUGUGUGUGUGUAUAUUGCCGAGAUGUGUAAAUACGUACAGAUGUGUGGUUUUAGUUGAAACAAGUUGUGGUCUGGUCGGUUCAGUUUGGAUCACGAGCUUUGUGACGUUUUCACCACAACUUUGGAAACUCUCAGUAUUUGAAUUUUAAAUCUUUUGCUGUACUUUUUUUAUUUCUGUUACCUUCUCUAAUUGUGGAUAUGAGUUAAAAACUUUUUCUUUUUAAUGAACCCAAAACUGUACUUUUAUUUUGAGCUCUUCUGUGUUGUUUAGUUGUUUUUUUGUUUGUUUGUUUUGUUUUGUAACAUAAGGAAAUAAUGUAAACCAGCCAGUUGAAAGAUUCUGCAUAUCAGACACUACGCAGCUUCCUUCUGCAGAAACACUGAGAUACUGUAAAGAUCCACCAAGAACAUAAGUUUGGUUUUGAUUUUGGCUUUCUCUCUCUCUCUUCUUUUUUGCUUGAGGUUCAAGACACUCAAGCUCACAGAUGCUAAACAGCUCCUGAAAUGUGUCCAAGGACUCACUCGGCAGUACAAUCAACUUUCAGUGUUUAUUUUUUAACAGAAUACUUUUCUGCUUAUUCCCAAAUUCAGCGAGUAGAUUUUCUUGUUUAAAAACUGAGUGAAAUCAGUUACUGACCAUUAAAGUCUAUGAACGUGUCUCUGUAGCUGAGCAUCUGUGCUGCUGGGCAAUAAAAUAUUACUGCCAUUUGAAUUUAAUUUCCUUGCAUUGCUAUCAAACUCAAAAGGUGUUUUUCUGAACUCUCGGAUGAAGUCUUUUAGUACAGGAGCUGUGUUGACGCUGUACAGUAUCACAUGAAUGAUAUGGUUUGUAUGAACACUUGUUCCUACAGAGGACUCAGGAGCGUUCAGUCUGUCUCCGUAGCAGAUUGUGAACAGUACAAAGAAAACCAACAGAGCUUUACAGUGCAGACGAAUUGUUCAUUUUUUAUCUGAAAUGUGCAAAAGAAUCUGUCAUACUUGAAAAGUUGUGCAGCUGUUUAGUUAUUUGUGUUUGAAGGUUAGAUGUUGUUUGUGUACAGACAAAGGGAACCAGGCAAUCAACGUGUCAGCAACAAUUUCACAGUGCAGUUUCUUCAAGUUUAGAGCCGUGGGUCGGAUCAGCUCAUUUAUUCAGAUUGUUAAUUUAAGUAAAACAGUUAUUGACAGAAGCACAAAACUGUAAGGUUUUUGACACAACUGGCAAUAGAAGAGUAAUGAUUGUCUCAGAUAUAAUCAGCGACGUUGCUUCGAUGUGACCUGAUCUCAACCUGCAGCCCCGCCCCCUCCGCUGUCAUCAGUGAAAUGAAGUGCCCUGUGUGUGUUGGUGCCGCUGCAACUGAAGUAUUUGUAACGUGUUUGGUGUCGUUCUGUUUUUUCUUCAUAUAUGUUUAUGCUGCUACAGCUCACAUCAGUCGGUUACUGCGUGUCGCAGGAAGUCCAGAUAUUUAUUCACAGAACAAACAUUUAAUAAAAGGUAGGGGGAAAAACAA
Monopterus albus (swamp eel) is the source of this 4241-nucleotide messenger RNA. RefSeq names its product glutaminase kidney isoform, mitochondrial-like. The record is from RefSeq and is a predicted model, not a curated record. The coding region runs from base 319 to 2169 and encodes 616 amino acids. Gene Ontology annotation, biological process: L-glutamine catabolic process. Lineage: Eukaryota; Metazoa; Chordata; Actinopteri; Synbranchiformes; Synbranchidae. Gene Ontology annotation, molecular function: protein binding; glutaminase activity. The transcript is spliced from 18 exons.